Molecule: messenger RNA, 1400 nt
Organism: Camelina sativa (false flax)
Lineage: Eukaryota; Viridiplantae; Streptophyta; Magnoliopsida; Brassicales; Brassicaceae
Product: AT-hook motif nuclear-localized protein 25
Biological process (GO): vegetative to reproductive phase transition of meristem
Cellular component (GO): nucleus
Molecular function (GO): DNA-binding transcription factor activity; minor groove of adenine-thymine-rich DNA binding
Source: RefSeq, a predicted model, not a curated record
CAAACGGAAAGUUAUAAGGUCGGUUAUUGUUCUUGAGAUCAAGCAGCGUAAUUUGACUUUAGAAUAACACAGUUUACCCAUUCGCUUCCUAUUCUCUUUUGCUUUGAAAGAAGAGAACAAAACAAAGACAUGUACGACUACAAUCAUCACAUCAUAUCACCAAACCAUCCCUUCACCGUCACAAAAGGCCUCUCCUUUAAUUUCUCUAGUCUCCGUAAUCUCCUUACCCAGAUUCCUUCUUUUGUCUCCCACAGAAUCCAUCGAUCCCUUCUUCAGUCGUCAACAUGUUCACUUUUUUAGAUUUUUUGCUUUACUCGAGGAAAAGCCACUACACCAAUUAACCCUCUUACAUGAUGUGUAAUACUAGUACUAUAUCUUAAGACAAAUAAACUAUAUACACAAAUAUAUUUGUAUUUAUAUAAUUAUGUACUAUAUUAUACUUUAGAAGAGGGCUGUGUUUUAACUUUUAAGUAGUGUUUCGAUGCUCUUGCUUUACUUCUUUCUCACCUUUGUUUCAUUCUAUUACUCCACAUGAAGAUCUAGAUCUGGGUCCAGACAAAUUUCACCGACCCUCUUUGACAUCUCUCUCUCUCUCUCACUACUCAUUCAGUAGGGUUUUGUUCUCUCUUGUCGUCUUCUUGUUUUGUCUGUAGCAUUAAUGUAAGUCAAAUCAAACUGUCUCUGAAACAAUCCCAGUGAUAAACCACUUCAUCACUAAGUUUUCUGUCAGACUUUUGUCUUUGUCCCUCUCUACAACAGAAAAAAUCCAAAGACCCCUCAAACAAAGUUUCUUGUUUUCGUUAGCAAUGUCUGGUUAUAUGCACCCUCUUCUAGGGCAAGAACUGCAUCUACAGAGACCUGAAGAUUCCAGAACCCCACCUGAUCAAAAUAACAUGGAACUUAACAGAUCUGAAGCAGACGAUACAACGGCCGAGACCACUCCCACCGGUGGAGCAACCAGCUCAGCCACCGCCUCUGGUUCUUCCUCCGGACGCCGUCCACGUGGUCGUCCUGCUGGUUCCAAAAACAAACCGAAACCCCCGACGAUUAUAACUAGAGAUAGUCCUAACGUCCUUAGAUCUCACGUACUUGAAGUCACCUCCGGUUCGGACAUAUCCGAGGCUGUCUCUACCUAUGCAACUCGUCGUGGCUGCGGCGUUUGCAUUAUAAGCGGAACCGGUGCGGUAACUAACGUCACGAUACGCCAACCGGCAGCUCCGGCGGGUGGAGGUGUGAUUACUCUGCAUGGUAGGUUUGAGAUAUUGUCUUUGACCGGGACUGCGCUUCCGCCACCUGCGCCGCCGGGAGCAGGAGGUUUGACGGUGUAUCUAGCCGGAGGCCAAGGACAAGUGGUAGGAGGGAAUGUGGCUGGUUCGUUGAUUGCUUCGGGUCCGGUAGUG